This is a messenger RNA of Rotaria sp. Silwood2, 4095 nucleotides long. NCBI's taxonomy places the organism in Eukaryota, Metazoa, Rotifera, Eurotatoria, Philodinida, Philodinidae. The record is from the annotation of a GenBank genome assembly.
AUGUCUAUUGGGUGGUUUUCAUUAUUAAUAAUUAAUAUAAUAUCGUUUACUAAUGCUAAUCCAACACAAUAUACUGCUGAACCUCGUCAUAUACCAGUACGUUUUUUUAAACCCAUUAUUGCACCAAGUCUAGCAGGUCGGUGCUAUGGAUGUCUUGUACCGUCAUCUGACUGUACAGUACCUUGUUCGAGUCCUCAGCGUUGUUUUAUACGUGGACCAACACCAUACAAUCAAGUUACUGAUCGUCGUUGUACCGACGAACGAUGGGUACGUGAUUUACUUGUCGAUGGUUGUCUAACAUACAAUGGUCUUUAUUGGUGUAUGUGCUCAACUGAUUUAUGUAAUUCCGGUGAUUUUAGUUCUAUUCGUGGUUUUGAUGAUUGUUCAAGUAAUCCUUGUCCAUCGGGUACUAUAUGUCUUGAUACAAAAGAUGGAUUUAGUUGUAUUUGUCCACCAUGGCAAGAUGAUUGCACUUAUGCUUUUACUGUUGGUUGUACUUGUAAGAAUGGAGGUCGAUGUAUUAUGGGUCUUGGAACAUAUAUUUGUGAAUGUCCAUAUGGUUAUACAGGAGUCAAUUGUGAGAUAAGACUUCGUCGACAAAGUUCUUCAUCAUUACCAUCACCAUGUCCUAAUCAAUGUGAACGACGAACAUGUACUUAUCGUCAGUCAGGUUUCGGCUUGGCACCAGCGAGUUGUACAUGUCUACCACCUAGUCACUAUGCUAGUAGUAGAAGUACUUGUAAUACAUAUCGAACUCCACAACCAUAUGUUGCUUGUAAUCCAAAUCCUUGUCAACAUGGACAAUCAUGCCAUUUAUUAACACCAGUCAGUUUCUUCUGUAUGUGUCAAAAAUCUUAUAUUGGUCCUCUAUGUGAACGAUCAAAUCCUUGUGCUCAGUAUCCGUGUCCUAGUAAUCAACGAUGUGUUGUUAAUAGCCAAAGAAGGGCUAUUUGUGUGUGUAAUCCACCGUAUUGUCCACGUCGCGACGCUUGCGUGCCAAAUCCAUGCCAAAAUGGAGGAUCAUGUGUUUUUGAUGAACCAACAGGAUCUUUUCGUUGUUAUUGUCCAGCUGGAUAUACAGGUCGUACAUGUGAUAUCGACAGUGCCAUUACUACUGUCCCUCCUGAUCCAUGCUUACCAAAUCCUUGCCGUAACGGAGGAACUUGUCAAGCUAAUAAUGCAGGAAAUUUUACGUGCUUGUGCCCUGCUGGUUUUCAAGGCAUUUGUUGUGAAAUUCGUUCGAAUCCUUGUGUACCAAGUCCAUGCUUCAACAAUGGUAUGUGUAUGGCAAGUGGUACUUCCUUUGUUUGUUCAUGUCGAAAUGGAUUUUCUGGACAACGUUGUGAAAUACGUGAUCCAUGUUUUCCAAAUCCUUGUUUAAAUAGUGGUCAAUGUAGUUCUAAUGGAAUAGGAGGUUUCACAUGUAUGUGUAUUCAACCAUAUACAGGACAACGAUGUGAAGAUCGUAUUGAUCCAUGCGCGAAUCAGCCAUGCCGAAAUGGAGGCACCUGUCGACCAUUGAACGGUAACUCGUAUCAAUGCAUCUGUCCACCCGGUUAUUCAGGCUAUGAUUGUUCAAUACGUGAUCCAUGUUUUCAAAAUCCUUGUUUGAAUGGUGGCCAAUGUGAUUCUACUGGAAUGGUAAGCUUCACAUGUAUUUGUAUUCAACCAUAUACAGGACAACGAUGUGAAGAUCAGGAUCCAUGUGCUCAAAAUCCAUGUUUGAAUGGUGGCCAAUGCUAUCCAUCUAAUAGUGGUGGAUUUAUGUGUCAAUGCCCUGCUGGAUUUAGUGGUCAACGAUGUGAAGAUCGUGAUCCUUGUGCUUUGCAGCCAUGCAUGAAUCAAGGCACGUGUGUGAGAGAAAAUGGUGGUUUUCGUUGUACAUGUCCACCAGGAUAUUCAGGAAAUCUAUGUGAAAUACAAGAUGCAUGUCAAAGUAAUCCAUGCAUGAAUGGUGGUACAUGUCAACCUAUUAACGGCAAUAGUGGCUAUCAAUGUAUAUGUCGCUCGGAUUUUAGUGGUCCGCAAUGUGAAACUAGAGAUCCAUGUGCUCAAAAUCCAUGCUUGAAUGGUGGUCAAUGUGUUUUGAAUAGCUUGGGAGGUUUUACAUGUGCUUGCGUUCCUCCAUAUACAGGUCAACGAUGUGAAGAUUCAAAUCCAUGUAUAAAUAACCCGUGUGGUAGCAAUGGACAAUGCAUUCAAAAUAUUGGUGGCUUUUAUUGUGAAUGUAAUCUCGGAUAUUUUGGAAAUCAAUGCGAGCGCCUUGUUUGCACGCCUAAUCCCUGCACGAAUGCCGGUACAUGUGAACCUCGUCCUAACGGCGUUUUUCAUUGCAAUUGUCCGCCUGACUAUGAAGGACAACGUUGCGAAUUUCGUAAAGUUUGUGAACCGAAUCCAUGUGUCAAUGGCGGCACAUGCAGUCCAUAUGGUCUCGAUACAUAUUCUUGCAAUUGUCCAUUUGGUUAUACUGGUAGAAAUUGUGAAAGUCGUGAUCCAUGUAUUCCAAAUCCGUGUCAAAAUGGUGGUCGCUGUCGAUCUAAUAUAGCUGCAGGCAGCUAUGUAUGUGAUUGUCCUUCUAAUUAUGUCGGUCAAAAUUGUGAAACAAGUGAUCCUUGUGCAACAAACCCUUGUCUUAAUGAAGGUCAAUGUAUACCGAAUGGUUAUGGUGGAUUCACAUGCAAUUGUCCAGACGGUUUUACUGGCCAACGUUGUGAAGAUCGUAUCGAUCCAUGUGCGAAUCAGCCAUGUCGAAAUGGAGGCACUUGUCAACCACUCAAUGGUAACUCGUAUCAAUGCAUCUGUCCACCCGGUUAUUCAGGCUAUGAUUGUUCCAUACGUGACCCAUGCACUCAGAAUCCAUGCUUGAAUGGUGGUCAAUGUCUUCCGACUAAUAUUGGAGGAUUUACUUGUCAAUGUCCUAAUGGAUUCAGUGGUCAACGAUGUGAAGAUCGUGAUCCUUGUGCUUCGCAGCCAUGCAUGAAUCAAGGCACAUGUGUUGGAGAAAAUGGUGGUUUUCGUUGUACAUGUCCGCUAGGAUAUUCAGGAAAUCUAUGUGAAAUACAAGAUGCAUGUCAAAGUAACCCAUGCAUGAAUGGUGGUACAUGUCAACGUGUUAACGGCAAUGGUGGCUAUCAAUGUGCAUGUCCCUCGGGUUUUAGUGGUCCACGAUGUGAAACUAGAGAUCCAUGUGCUCAAAAUCCAUGUUUGAAUGGUGGCCAAUGCUAUCCAUCUAAUAAUGGUGGAUUUACUUGUCAAUGUCCUGCUGGAUUUAGUGGUCAACGAUGUGAAGAUCAAGAUUCUUGUGCUGCCCAACCAUGCCAAAAUAGGGGUGUUUGUGUUAGUUCCGAUGAUGGUUCAUAUGUAUGUCAAUGUCGUACAGGUUUUCAAGGACGAAAUUGUGAACAAAUUGAUAUUUGCGGGGUGAAAAAUCCAUGUAUUUGUGGUACAUGUCAGAAUGAUCCAUACAAUCCACAAGGUUUUAUUUGUUUCUGUCCACCUAAUUAUUCGGGUAGUCGAUGUGAAAAAAUACUCAAUUGUAUGGAUAGCGGUGAAGAUUGUAUGAAUGGAGGUCAAUGUAUUCAACGUCCACUUGGUGAUUAUGUUUGUUCAUGUCCAUAUCCUUAUUGUGGUUCUCGUUGUCAAUCUCAACGACCAUCAUGUGGUACAAUGAAUACUUAUCCACCACCUACAACAACACCAAGUUCUGCAGCUACAUGUUCUUCAAGUCAAUGUAAUAAUCGUGGUAUAUGUCAAGAAGUUGAUCAUGGACGAGGCAUUCAAUGCUAUUGUUCAACAGGCUGGUCUGGUUCACGAUGUCAAUUUAGUUUAUCAUGUAAAGAUAAUCAACAGUGUAGCAAUGGUGGAGUAUGUCGUGAGAUAGCAGAGGAUAUCAGUGUAUGUCAAUGUUCACCACAGUUCUGGGGAGAAAGAUGCGAGCAUGCGUAUGAACCUUGGUCACAACCAGGUUACGAUGAGCAACAACAACAACAGGACACUCAUAACGAGUACCAUAACGCUUAUCCGCCGACAGCGGACAUAACACAAAGGAGUGUAUCAAGUAAAACAAAAACACGUAAACAAACCAGCAAAAAUUAA